Messenger RNA from Mesocricetus auratus (golden hamster), 561 nucleotides. Its product is annotated as methyl-CpG-binding domain protein 3-like 2B. The transcript has a single exon. The record is from RefSeq and is a predicted model, not a curated record. NCBI's taxonomy places the organism in Eukaryota, Metazoa, Chordata, Mammalia, Rodentia, Cricetidae. Bases 1 to 561 code for a protein of 186 amino acids.
AUGAACAGAGAAAAUUCAGCAUGGCUAGUAGUAGAUUACAUCCUGUGUGUUGUUUACAUUAAGUUUGUUUUCAAAGGGAAGGCUCAAAGAAGUAUGAUACCCCAGGAAUUACUAAACAAGAGGGCCCGGAUUACAGAGAAGAAGGUCAAGGCCAAACGCCGACUUCGGGCAACUCCUGUGACUCCUGUGAGGAUGACCAGUUGCAUCUUCCCAAGGCCUGUGACUAGAAUAAAUUCCCAUCCUGAGAAUAUCACCUUACCUCGGAAUAAGUCUGAAGAGUAUCUGGAGAAACCCCGGCAGGUCUGUGCAUUCAAGAGACUGCUGGGACAUCUAGUUGAAGACAGUAAACGGGAGCUUGUAUGCCCAUUGGAUCUUACAAACACUGUAAGAGGAACUGAAUUGGGAUCGCAGGCUGAAGCCAAAGGUCAAAGCGGCGUUAAUAAUCUGCACACCUCCCCACUCUUUCCCUCUGUUCCACCCUCCUCUUCCUUCAGUCAAGGGGCUACAAUGCCAGUCGCCCUAACGUUGUUGCCAUCUUUGUGCAGUGCAAGAGGUAACUAG